GGGAGGGGGCGUGAACCUCCUCCCUCCCCUUGCUCUGCCCUCCCCCAGCUCUAGCGUCGGAAAUCUUCGGAGAGCUGGGGGAGGAGCGGACGCAUGGAUCUACGGGGGCGCAAAAAACCACCUCACACAGGACGUCUUGCAUCUUGCUGAGAGAGGUCGCUGUAAAAGAAACAGAGUGACCACACUUUCCCAUCAUGACUCAGUACGGUGCACCAAGAAAUCCUGUCAACUGGGUUUCCCACAUCACAGCAGCUGUGGUAUCCCAGCCAGCAGCAAGAGAUCCAGCUGUUGUCGAGCGGACGAAUUUGCUGAAUAUGGCUAAACUCAGUAUAAAAGGACUCAUUGAAUCAGCUCUGAGUUAUGGCCGGACUCUGGAUUCAGAUUACCCUCCUCUUCAGCAGUUCUUUGUUGUGAUGGAACACUGCCUCAAGCAUGGUCUUAAAGUGAGAAAAUCCUUCCUUAGCUUUAAUAGAACAAUAUGGGGUCCUCUGGAGAUGGUGGAGAAAAUAUGUCCUGAAGCAGAAGAUGUUGCAGCCAGUGUGAGGGAUUUACCAGGACUCAGGACCCCCCUUGGUCGAGCUAGAGCUUGGCUGCGGUUAUCGAUGAUGCAGAAGAAGCUAGCAGACUACCUGCGUUGCCUGAUCAUGCGCAGGGAUAUUUUAAGUGAGUUUUAUGAAAAUCAUGCGGUUAUGAUGGAAGAGGAAGGAACUGUUAUCGUCGGCCUUCUGGUUGGAUUGAAUGUAAUUGAUGCCAAUCUCUGUGUCAAAGGCGAAGACUUAGACUCACAAGUUGGAGUGAUUGAUUUCUCUAUAUAUCUAAAGUCAGAAGAAGAUGAUCGUAACAGAGAGGGAAGGGAUGUGCACAUUUCUGCAAUACUGGAUCAAAAGAACUAUGUUGAAGAACUUAACAGACAACUAAAUGGCACUGUGAGCACUCUCCACGUGCGAAUUGACACACUGGAGAAGUCAAAUGCAAAACUCAUUGAAGAGUUGGCUAUAGCUCAGAAUAAUAUAAUCAAACUUCAGGAAGAAAAUCAUCAGUUAAGGAAUGAGAACGCAAUGAUUUUCAUGAGAGCGCAACAUCUUGAGGCAGUCAAAGCUGAAAUUGAAGCUGAACAGAUGUACAGACAACAUUCAAGACAUGGAAUGGGUGAAAUCUUUACUGACAUAUGUACUCAUCACGAUGAAUCACAGCUGGCACAGGAAUCUGACACUGAUCUUGUGCCAAGGGUGCAACGUGAAAUUGAAUUUGCAGUAAACCUCUUGGAGAAAGAUAUUCAUGACAAGCAAGGUACUCUCAUUGGGCUUAAAGAACAGCUAAAAGAAGUGAAAGCAAUUACUUAUGAGAUGUAUCAGAAAAAGCAGAAUUCAGAAGAUGAUGGCAAAGAAAAAGAUGUGAAAGAAAGACUAGAAGGGAAAUCCAGUCAGAUUGCAUCUGCUAUGAAACCACAAGAACCAGGUGAUAAACAAGUUUUAACCAAGCCUAGAAAUAUUGACAUAUCCUACAUGAAAGACUCAGGAGUAGAAUCUGCUCCACAAUAUAAGCUUAUUAAAGAUAUAUCAUUCUAGCACUGCAUAUAGUGACGUCAAUAAGAAUUGAUAAAGAAACAUAUACUUUACUAUAUAAAUCAGUAAAAUGUAAGUAGAAUUUGUUUUUAUCUAUAUACAUUUGUAAUACAUUAAUAUACCUGUAACACAUGAAUGUUAGAGAUUUGUAUAUGUACACACCUAAAAAUUAUGAAUUACCUGGUAAUAACUAAUACAUAACAUUAAAGAGUAUUUUCAU
Molecule: messenger RNA, 1785 nt
Organism: Hyla sarda
Lineage: Eukaryota; Metazoa; Chordata; Amphibia; Anura; Hylidae
Gene: RUFY2
Product: RUN and FYVE domain containing 2
Exons: 14
Coding region: 195-1568 (457 amino acids)
Cellular component (GO): cytoplasm
Source: RefSeq, a predicted model, not a curated record